Vespula pensylvanica (western yellowjacket) is the source of this 1786-nucleotide messenger RNA. RefSeq names its product leucine-rich repeat-containing protein 15-like. Gene Ontology annotation, molecular function: protein binding. The record is from RefSeq and is a predicted model, not a curated record. The transcript is spliced from 2 exons. The coding region runs from base 159 to 1631 and encodes 490 amino acids. Lineage: Eukaryota; Metazoa; Arthropoda; Insecta; Hymenoptera; Vespidae.
UGGAUUCUUCUAUCUCUGACUCAGACAUUGAUAUCGUGCCGAAGCAGAAGGAUCUGUCGAUAGAAGAAGUUGAAUUUUACGUAGCAUUUAAACUCAUUCUACAUAAUUUAAAUCACGUAUACGAUUUUUUCAUCAGAAUUAUAUAGGAUACGAACAUCAUGAAAAAACAAACAAUACAUGUCAUAUUUUGUACUUUAAUUCAUCUAAUAUUAUUCGCAAUCGGGCCAUUGGAAAUCAAUUGCGAAAAAGUUUUGGAUUAUGGAAAGUCUUACAAUAGUAUGUACAAUGAAGAUACAAGCCAGGAAGAAGCAUUCGCAUUGCAUAGAAAUACAGAAGACUCCGAUCUGGAGAAAUGUAUCAUGAAAGGAGAUUACGAGAGAUUCAAAGUUUCGUUUAAUUUUUCAUAUACGAUUAUAAAAGCAUUAGGAAAAGAAUUCAUUAGUUCUCCGUUCAUUGUAUGUUUGAACUUUGAAGGAAAUCAAAUAGAAUCAGUCGAAUCUGGUGCAUUCGAUAACGUACCUGCUUUGGAAUAUCUAAAUAUGGAAAGAAAUUCCAUUUCUUCUUUCUUUUCCUUUAACGGUCAUAAAAAUUUAAAAACAUUGAUACUUGCACGUCAGUCGGAAUCGAGUUAUUAUGAAACACAAUUGGAAAUUAUUGGAGAAUAUCCUGCACUUCUUCAUUUAGAUUUAAGCGUUAAUAAAAUAUCAUCCUUUGUUUUUCCAAAUAGUAAAUGGAACUCGCAUUAUCAAAUUAGUCGAAAUUCUGCAUUUCCUAAAUUACAACAUUUAGAUUUAUCUUAUAAUAAUCUUAAGGAAUUUACCUAUGAUGAGUCUUUCUUAUUCAAUCCAAACAUAACAUAUCUUAAUUUAAGUAAUAAUUAUUUUGUCAAUGUCGAUUUGCGUCUUUUUAAAAAUUUAAUUGAAUUAAGAUUAGAUAAUAAUAACUUAGAGGCUAUCAACGAAUAUGGUUCUAGCAGAUCUUUAUAUAUAAGUGAAAUGCCAAAAUUGAAAUAUUUUUCUAUAUCCAAUAAUAGAUUAACGAGUUUAAGUCAGUUCGUAUUUAUAAAUAUACCUAAAUUAGUUACAUUGAAUCUUUCGAAUACCGAAUUAGAAGAUAUUCCAUUAAACGUUUUCCAUAACUUUAAAUCAUUAGAAAAUUUAUAUUUAAAUAAUAACAAAUUAUUUACAAUUUAUAGUGUAAUUUACAUAUCAAGCUUAUCCAUUUUAUCGGUAGCUCAUAAUCAGAUCCAGGAAAUAGGUCCUGAAAUACUCAACACACAUGCUUUAAAAAAAUUGUAUUUAAAUCAUAAUAUAAUUGAAAAUAUUCAUGAAAAUACAUUUUCUAAAUUGGAAUUAUUAGAGGAAUUAUACUUAAACAAUAAUAAUUUAGCUAAAUUACCGACUGGAUGGGAUAACAAUUUAAGAAAUCUACGUUAUCUCAAUUUGUCCGAUAACAAAUUUAUGUUUUUGGAAUCUUUGUCGCUAAGCAAAUCUUUACCAGUAAUAGAAAUAGACUUAAUAAACAAUAACUUAAUUCAUAUGAAAGUUGAACUAUUGCGAAAUUUACCUGAAAAUGCGACCAUAUAUUUAAACUCACAAUUAGAGGACCGUGAAUUAUCUAAUAAUAGUUAAUAGAUUGCUAAAUAUUAAUAAAAAAUAAAUAUUAACUAAUUUUAUUUCUCUGAAUUCAUGUAUAUCUAUUUACGUAUUUUGAGUAUACGAUACAUUCUAAUAAUAUAUUCUAAUAAUAUAAAUAUAAUAAAAAUAAACAUAGUCUAAUUGUAUUA